This is a messenger RNA of Aspergillus brunneoviolaceus CBS 621.78, 600 nucleotides long. RefSeq lists its product as uncharacterized. Lineage: Eukaryota; Fungi; Ascomycota; Eurotiomycetes; Eurotiales; Aspergillaceae. The record is from RefSeq and is a predicted model, not a curated record. The transcript is spliced from 6 exons. The coding region runs from base 1 to 600 and encodes 199 amino acids.
AUGGAGUAUCUUCUUAAGCUUCUAUACUUCUUUUUUCUUUUUAUAUCGUAUCUAUCUGAGAACAGUGGGCCUACUGUUCACAAGGUUUAUAAUAUCUACAACAAUCUUUUCGAUUAUCUGGAUCACUCAAUCAAUCGAUUGCUGGAUAAUAAUACUGACUGGUAUCUUAAGUACCGAACUAUUUUUGAGAAGAAUCCGGCUAUUAAUAUACUAUUAACUAUCUCCGGGUUACUGUCAGGCCUGGAUAAAGCCUUUUAUAACAUCUCUAAACGCCGGAGACUCUCACCGGCAGCCGAGACAUUUAAAAAACUUAAGAUAUAUCUAGAUAUCGAAGCUAGAGAUUUUCUCUUAGUUGCUACCAACGGUGUUAGUAUUGAACGUCUAUUUAAUACAGUAAUGCUUCAGAUAUGUACCGAUUGUUUUACUAUCAGUAAGAAGUACCAGGAUAUUCUUAAUAAUCUUAAUCCGGAUUCGAUUAUCUUUAUACCUAAGGAUAAAAAUAAGAAUAUAAAUAAUCUUAAAGAUAAUCUAGAAGAUGGAUUAUUAUUAGAAACAAGAAAGCUAGCUUUAUCUGAGUCUUCGAAUAUUACACGUACUUAG